UUUUAAAUUAACUUAUUUCGUGUGAUAUGUUUUGUAAAUAAAACUAUUGUAAAUAUAAAAUUAUAAAUUAUUGCCCAAAUUUCAACGUAGUAUUUCCUUACAUUACUCUUAUGUUUGUGAUAUUUCGAUUAUAAUAAAUAUGUAAAAAUACUAUAAGCGAGAAUAUUAUAAGAAAAUCUAACUAUUGCUAGUGAUAAGGAAAAAGAGAGGGAAGAGAAGGAAGAGAAGGGUAGUAGCGAUUGCCGAAUCAUCUAUGAAUCCGCGUAACGGGCCUGAUUGGGCGGAUGAACUGAGGGAGGGAAUGUAACUGGCCCUUGGAAGACAUCGCGCAAUAAGCGUCUAUUCUUCUUUCAGACUUGCGACACGAUUGUCUAUUCGUCUUAUCGCUUUAUAGUUAGCACUCGUUUUUCGAGUUUGAGUGUCUAUGAGAACAACGUAUAUUGUACAAGUAAUCGCGGUAAUCACUUUCUCGACAUCGACGGUGCUGAGAGUGCUUUGGUGUCCUGAACAUCCUUUGAGAUUUUCCUGCGGAUCGAAAUCUCUGGAAAAGAGUGAAAAGACGCUUGAAAUCCGGAUUAAAACAGACGUUCGAUACGAGAUGAAGGAGCAUCGAAGUAUGGACGAAUCUCUGACGUACACUUCGAAUCGACAACAGAAACGGCUCAUCCAGGAGCAACGAUCUCCUCAUUCGACGGUUACCACGUCCGCCUGGAAUGACGGAAUGAAAGAAGAGCUGGCAAAGGAUAACAAUAACAAUCUUAGCGUGUCGUCCGGCCGUUACGCCAACGAUUCACUCUGGGCCGGACAUUCGUAUUCCACGACAGAUUGCAGCUCAUCGCCCACCUCUGAAUGCAGUCCACGAGCCGCUUGUAACGACUGCACCGUGCCGACAGAAUUUACGCCUCAUCGAAACAUCUUGGACGAAUAUCGACUAAAUCGAUCCAUCUCCGAUGCCAUGAGACUGUCCGGCGUGGAUACCAACGUCCCGCGAGACACUCUGCAGUGUCCGAUGUGUACUUUCAGCACGUCCAAUAGAUUGGAAUUCACCAACCACUUGAUCAGCUGUUGCACGUUGAAGCGCGACAACGACGCAGCCCCGAGGGCCGUCCUUGCGCGGUUUCCGAACCGCGCCACCGAACGCUCUUCAAACGAGGACGACUACUCUCCUACGCUGAGAGAACGUGCGGAACGCGAGAUCGAUCGAUCGACCAUUGGUCUUGGUGACUUUAGCGUCGAUUGGCAGGGUGACGUCAAGAAGCAGGUGAAAAGCUUCCGAGAAGGUAAAUGCUGCAAACAGUGCAACUACGUGGCCAACACGAAGAUGGAAUACUGGGAGCACAUGCGCUGCCAUAUUAAGGGCUUUACUUGCCCCAAGUGUUCUUUCGUUACCAAGUACAAGCAUCACAUGAACCACCAUUGGUUGAGCGUCCACGACGGCUCCAAACCGUUCAAGUGCAAGAAGUGUUCGUACACGUGCGUCAGUAAGUCGAUGCUGACCAGUCACCUGAAGAAACACUCCAACGUCUAUCCGUACAGAUGCGCCAACUGCACCUACAAGACCAAGUUCUGCAACGCGCUGAAGAAGCACCUACGAAAGAAGGGGCAUGAACCGGCGGUGGUGCUGAACGCGGACGGCUCGCCGAAUCCGCUGUCGAUAAUCGAUGUGUAUGGCACGAAACGCGGACCUAAGCAAAGACCCUCCGAUAAGAAACGGGAUGAGUCGGACCAGAAUGAGGACGUGACGACGACCAACGACGAUCAGUCCGGCUCAGCCGGGCCAAUCUCUCCGGUCUCGCCGCUUGAAUCGCCAGUCGCCGCUCAUUCUCUAGCUACGAGCACGACUAAUGGCACGACGAAUGACACAGCCGGCGGCAGUCAAAGUGCCAUGAAUCAGAAUCGAUCGAUCGUGACGUUUCCUUAUAGCGAUCUGGUCGCCGCGUUCAAUCUGUCGAACCUUCUCUUUCGCGAGGACGUGCGAGGGACUGCGGCCGAUUACGCGCAGCGGUCCGACGUGUUACUCGAGUACACGAAGAAAAUGAACUACAAUCUUGGUAAUCUUGUGGUGCCGGGCUCGUUCGUCCAAAAUCUCGCUAUGACUUGUUUCGACGGGACUGACGACAACGAUAACGACAAAUCCGAGACUUACGCGAACGGGAACGCGAACGAUACCAUUGAAGGAUCAUCGGCAUUCGUAACGUCGAGGCUCCCUCCGAUCGAGGCUCGCGAGGAUAAAUCUACGAAUGCACCGUUGGAUCUCCGCAAGACGGAUGUGAUCAGGAAGAAUCAGUUUCAUCUUGAGCUGUCGAUUACCGAUUUACCAGAGAGAACUAUAAGCUCCAACAGACGCAAAGGUAAAGCGGUCAAAUUGGACCGUCGCCUCGUGGAGAAAUACGAAGAACCAGCGAAUGAUGCCGAAUUCUUUGAGUCUACGACCGUUGGAACGAAAGAACGAAAGAACUGUUCAUACGACAAGAUCGAGGAUGACAGGAGAACCAUUGCCAGUUUAACCGACAACCGACUUAUUUGCUACUACUGUGAGAUCGCAUUCGGCGACGCGGCCAUGUACAGCGUGCACAUGGGUUAUCACGGUUUCAAUGAUCCCUACACGUGCAAUAUGUGCGGCCACCAAUGCACCGAUAGAUUGUCAUUCUUUUUGCAUAUAGGCCGGUCGAAGCAUACGUAGAGGUACGAUCGAUAGAGAUUAAUCGAACUGGGAGAGAAAAUUCAUUGAUCAAGCGAGAGGAUUUUUGGUACGAGUUAUUCUAGUCAACGGAUAGUCAACGAAUCUUCGACGACGAUACGUGAGAGUAGUUAAUUUUCUUUUUUUUCCCUCCUCUCUUACUCUCUUUCUCUCUCUUUUUCAUUUUUCUCUCAUACGUAAUAAAAUAUCAAUUUUGCGAGGCAUUUAACAAAGUCCAGAAAUUCGCAGUUGCAAAUAUCAACACGGAUUUUUUUACAGAGAACUUUAGAGAAUUUAAUAUAAUGCGGAUUAUUUUCGCAUUUAUUUUCCUUUGUUUGCGAGUCAAUGUUUUUGACUUGUGAUAAUUUUCAAUAAAGAAACAGAAAAAGAAUAAAACUACACUAUUUUCGACAUUGUUGUUUCGACGGUCAUGUCGAUUUCAACAAGAUGCAAUUUGGAUUAUUAUAAUUAUUAUUAUAUUUUUUCUUGGAUUAUUGAGAUAUUCUUUGCGCACUUAUUUGAAUAACAUGUUCGAUAUUUUUACACAUUCAAAUUUUCUCAUUACAUUAUUGUGCACCUGCACCUGACGUCAUUUAUAGUAACGAGAUAGUUUGAUGACGAAUAUUGCGUAUUUAGUAGUAUUUAGUUAGACAAUAUUGCGUUCAUUUUUACGAAUCUUGCGCAAUGCAAUUAUUAUUAUUAUUACUAUUAUUUCAUCAUCAUCAUCAUCAUCAACAAUAUUAUCAUUGUUAUUCCUUUACAGCCUUUUCUAAUUUUUCUUUUGGAUUUCUUUUCUGUCACUCUCCUCUUUACUCGCAACAAUGACAAAGUACGUAUCUUAGAAAAUGAAUACUCUGGCAUAAAUUCCUUAGAGAUUUUUAAACUUUCUUGCAGAAAGUUGUUCUCUAUAGUAUAAAACUACUUUUAUACUUCAACUCCCUUUUUUGUAUUAUUGAUUUAACAUGACGUAUGACUUAGUGACACACAUUUUUAUUUGCGAAUGGAAUUUAUUGCGAUUUAUAUGUAUAUUAUACGAGUUUUUCUUUUUUCUUUCAUAUGCAUGUUGAACAAACAUAAGCACGAUAAAAUCGUGCCAACGUUCGAGUAUAUAGAUUACUUAAGCAAAUUCAUCCAUUUUGAAUCAACCAUCUUAUUAUUUUUACAUUUUUUUCAAACGUUUGAGUUCAAAUGCUAAGUCACGUUGCAACAAGUAAUUUUCGUGCUUGGCAACUUUUCCCUCAGGAAUUUCUUUCACGUGUCGCUUUCGGGAAUAUCAUAUACUUGGAUGCAAGUAUAUUUCCUUUUUCUUUGCGAUAAUUGUUGAGGAUAAUGGGAAACAUUCAGAUUGCAUGAAAACACUUUCAUAAUUAUUCCUCACAAAUUGUACAACCGAUAUGUAUGCGUGUGUAUUAUAUGUAUACGUGCGCGUAUGUGUGUGUGUGUUUAUAAUAUAGUUUGCUGUGGCAUUACAUACCAUA
Molecule: messenger RNA, 4158 nt
Organism: Ooceraea biroi (clonal raider ant)
Lineage: Eukaryota; Metazoa; Arthropoda; Insecta; Hymenoptera; Formicidae
Gene: Hb
Product: hunchback
Biological process (GO): regulation of transcription by RNA polymerase II
Cellular component (GO): nucleus
Molecular function (GO): sequence-specific DNA binding; DNA-binding transcription factor activity, RNA polymerase II-specific
Source: RefSeq, a predicted model, not a curated record